UACAAUCAAGACUGCGCUCGCGGACGUCGCCUGCCCGCGUCACAAUCCUUCUAUUUGCAAAGUUCCCUCUGCAUUGGCUUAAUCGAGACAGAAAUGCUUCGGUCCGCUGCAACAAAGCUCCGGCCUGCCGAGGGGCUCCUCCGCCCAGCUAUCCCACUUCCACAUGCCAGAUCUAGCUGCACACCUAUGCUAUUAAUCCGCUCGCAACGACCCUUGACGGCAACUUGCAGACCGACUUCAAUAUCAUCAGCCGCUGUCCUCCGCUGUUCCGCAAAUCCCUCCAUCUUCUGUGCUACCUCGCGAACCUUCGUAACCAGCUCCAGAAUGGCCUCGUCCACAAGAGCCGAAUCGGACGCCUUUGGGGUGGUCCAGGUGCCCUCCGACAAGUACUGGGGCGCGCAAACGGAGCGGUCGCUGGAGAACUUCAAGAUCAACCAGCCCCAGGACCGCAUGCCUCCACCGAUUGUUCGGGCCUUUGGAAUCCUCAAGGGCGCGGCCGCGACGGUGAAUAUGAAGUUCGGACUGGACCCCACCAUAGGCAAGGCAAUCCAACAAGCUGCUGAGGAGGUCGCUUCUCUCAAGCUUGUCGACCACUUCCCGCUCGUCGUCUGGCAGACCGGCUCCGGCACGCAAUCGAACAUGAACGCCAACGAAGUCAUUUCGAACCGCGCCAUUGAGAUACUAGGUGGCCAGAUGGGUUCCAAGAAACCUGUACAUCCAAACGACCACGUCAACAUGUCUGCAUCUUCCAACGAUACCUUCCCUACCGUUAUGCACAUUGCAGCCGUUCUUGAACUCGAGGAGCAGCUUAUUCCCGCUCUCAAGAGCCUGCGCGAUGCACUCCACAAGAAGAGCCAGCAAUUCGAACAUAUUAUUAAGAUCGGACGCACACAUCUGCAAGACGCGACGCCGUUGACUUUGGGCCAGGAGUUUUCUGGAUAUGUCACACAGUUGGAAUAUGGCGUUGAGAGAGUCCAGACGGCGCUCCCACGUCUAAAGAUGCUUGCGCAAGGAGGUACCGCUGUUGGCACUGGUCUCAACACCUUCAAGGGAUUCGAUGAGGCGAUUGCAACCGAAGUCAGCAAAAUGACGGGACAUGACUUUGUGACGGCACCAAACAAGUUCGAGGCGCUAGCUGCUCACGACGCUAUUGUGGAAGCGUCCGGACAGCUGAAUACCCUCGCUGUGUCCCUGUUUAAGAUCGCUCAAGACAUUCGAUUCCUCGGGUCUGGGCCUCGAUGUGGUCUUGGAGAGCUGAAACUGCCAGAGAAUGAACCCGGCUCAUCCAUCAUGCCCGGAAAGGUCAACCCAACCCAGUGCGAGUCCAUGACUAUGCUAUGUACGCAAGUGUUUGGCAAUCACGCAGCCGUUACGUUUGCUGGAUCCCAAGGAAAUUUCGAGCUCAACGUCUUCAAGCCAGUGAUGAUCAGGAAUCUGCUGCACAGCGCAAGACUUUUAGCAGACGGUAUGCAGAGCUUUGAGAAGAACCUAGUCGCGGACAUGGAGGCCGACGAGAAAAGGAUCGGAGCUCUGCUACAUGAGAGUCUCAUGCUAGUCACUUGCCUCAACCCCAUCAUCGGCUACGAUAUGGCUUCGAAGGUUGCCAAGAAUGCCCACAAGAAGGGCACGACGCUGAAAGAAAGCGCGAUGGAGCUAAAGGCGCUUAGCUCGGAGGACUUCGAUAAGUACGUGCGGCCAGAGUUAAUGAUUGCACCGAAAGAGAAGAAGUGAAUGGGAAACAUGU
Messenger RNA from Mytilinidion resinicola, 1744 nucleotides. RefSeq names its product fumarate hydratase. Gene Ontology annotation, molecular function: fumarate hydratase activity. Bases 325 to 1731 code for a protein of 468 amino acids. The record is from RefSeq and is a predicted model, not a curated record. NCBI's taxonomy places the organism in Eukaryota, Fungi, Ascomycota, Dothideomycetes, Mytilinidiales, Mytilinidiaceae. Gene Ontology annotation, biological process: fumarate metabolic process; tricarboxylic acid cycle; malate metabolic process. Gene Ontology annotation, cellular component: tricarboxylic acid cycle heteromeric enzyme complex; mitochondrion. The transcript has 3 exons.